AUGGCUCAACCAUUGCAGACCUCUCCUAAUCUCAAGGAGAUUCACGAUGUCCUCAUCGAUAUCGCCUUCGAAGCUGGCAAGGUAAUCACCAGCAGCCUGCCAACAAUCAAUUCGACGGACUCGAAGAAAAACAGCUCCGACCUCGUCACUGAAUAUGACAAGGCCGUAGAGAAUAUGGUCUCUACGAGACUGAAAGCCAAGUAUCCCGAUUACGACUUCCACGGCGAAGAAACCUACUCUCCCGCCCACCCCCUAACCAAUGCACCAACCUUCAUCGUCGACCCAAUCGACGGCACUACAAACUUCGUGCACGGCUUCCCCAGUUCCUGCAUCUCGCUGGGCUUCGCAAUUGGGCGCAAGCCCGUUGUCGGGGUCGUCUACAACGCUUUUACAUCCACACUGUACUCCGCUAUUAAGGGGCAGGGCGCUUUCCUCAAUCGCACUACACCUUUACCUUUGAAACAGGGCGAUAGGCUCGAAGCGUUGGAUGGCCUUGAUAAAGCCUUGAUUGGGCUGGAAUGGGGCAAUGAGCGCAGUGGGCCGAAUUGGGAUGUGAAGCUACAGACAUUCGCGAGCUUGGGGAAGACGCGUGAAGCUGGUGGGGCGAUGGUUCAUUCUAUCCGGUCUCUGGGCUCAGCGGCUCUGAAUAUCUGUGCUGUUGCGUCCGGGGUGCUGGAUUGUUAUUGGGAAGGGGGCUGUUGGGCUUGGGAUGUCUGUGCUGGAUGGAUCAUUUUGGAAGAGGCAGGKGGGAUUAUGGCGGGUGGAAAUAAGGGCGAUUGGACGCCGGCUAUUGAUGGGAGAGUGUACACGGCUGUUCGUCCGUCGCCCGAGGGUAAAGGGCAGAAGGAGCUGGUUGAGGAGCUUUGGAGCCAUGUACAUGAUCCACAACAACACAUGCCGCCCCGAUGCUGUACUCAGGCCCACAUCCCGAGCAAAUAUGUUGAACUUUUGUUCGAUCGCGAUUUCAGAAUCAAAUGGAACUCGAAAUACGAGGAAUACACGACAAAGGACAGAUAUUACUGUCCCUCUCAGCGGUGCGGGAAAUGGAUCAAAACAAGUAACAUCAUCAAAGACCACAAUGGGAAGCCCAAGUAUGGGAAAUGUUCUCACUGCAGGACAAAAGUAUGCUGUCUUUGUCGCGGCCGAUGGCAUGGCAGUCGGGGAGAGUGUCCCAAGGAUGAGAAUGUGCAGAGAUUAGAAGCAAUGGCCAAGGAAAAUGGCUGGCAGCGAUGCUACAAUUGCUCUUCGAUUGUGGAGUUGAAAGAUGGUUGUAACCACAUGACAUGCCGGUGCAAAGCCGAGUUCUGCAUGAGAUGUGCCAAAAAGUGGAAGACGUGUGAUUGUCCGUGGUUCAACUAUGAUACUGUCCCUGAUUAUGAGGAAGCGGUCGAAUUCGAUGAUGCGGCUAUCUGGUAUACUGACAACGACGACGAUGACGACGAAGAUGUCGAUGACUGGAUCCGACACGUGGUUGGUGAGCCGGCAUAUCGUCGGCAGGAGGAUUUUGCGCAGCAAUAUAUUCUGCAGCAGGUCCUUCGGUAUCGAAAUGAGUUUCACGAGAGAUUAGUGAGAGGCGUGCCACUGCAUCCAGAAUCGGAGCAGGCUCGGCAGAUACGAUUUGCGGCUCGUGUGCUACGUGGCUAA
Messenger RNA from Talaromyces amestolkiae, 1644 nucleotides. RefSeq lists its product as uncharacterized. The transcript is spliced from 4 exons. Bases 1 to 1644 code for a protein of 547 amino acids. NCBI's taxonomy places the organism in Eukaryota, Fungi, Ascomycota, Eurotiomycetes, Eurotiales, Trichocomaceae. Gene Ontology annotation, molecular function: zinc ion binding; inositol monophosphate 1-phosphatase activity. Gene Ontology annotation, biological process: phosphatidylinositol phosphate biosynthetic process; inositol metabolic process; signal transduction. The record is from RefSeq and is a predicted model, not a curated record.